Alligator mississippiensis (American alligator) is the source of this 3914-nucleotide messenger RNA. RefSeq lists its product as uncharacterized. The coding region runs from base 1493 to 2539 and encodes 348 amino acids. The transcript has 8 exons. Lineage: Eukaryota; Metazoa; Chordata; Crocodylia; Alligatoridae. The record is from RefSeq and is a predicted model, not a curated record.
ACGCUGCGGGGUGGAAGGACUUGGGGUGACGUUUGCGGGGCUGCAGCGCUGGGUGUGGGGGCGAUGGAGCUGGUCCCCGGGCAUUGCCGCGGCAGCGUUCAUAUCAUUGCGGCUCUGCGGGAUCCAGGCAGUCUCAGCAGAGGCUGGAGCAGUGCUGCCGGGUGCCUGGGGGCUGCAGACAUGGGUGAGUCAACUGAGGAGAGCGCUGCCCCACCGGGUGCCCCUGCCCGAGGGCAACGCAGGUGUCGAGAUGAGGCCCCUUGCCCCAGGAACUGUCAGAGCCAGACGUGAAAGAGCCACGGGGCCGGCGCCCUCCUGCCCCAGGACGAGGUGUCCUCGGGGGAUGCAGCCCAAGGGGGUGGGAUUUGCCCCAGCCCCCCCAGCAAUGGGACGAGGAAGGGCAGUGGUGCCCGAUUCUCCAGGUCGUGACGAGCCAGGAGUGGGCACCUGGCCAGUGCCUUUCUCUCGGGGGUGGUUUGUUCCUGUGUAAAGCCCGGAGCGAGGAAACGGAGCCGUGCCUGGCUGAGCGGCCUCACCGAAGGCACCUGGACGUGGGGUUUCACCUCUUUUCAACCAGCACAGGAUUGAAGCACAAACCCGGAUCGCUCCCAAUGCCUGAGGAUUCGUUCUGUUGUUGAAAUCACAGUCCAGGGGCACAAGUAUUUUGGGCAAUUUCAAAUUGCCAUCUUCUUUCUUUUAGUGAUCGACACACACUGUGUGGAGAGCGAGGGGAGACCCGGGGUCGGGGAGGACUUCACCCUUUGCUCUCUCACCCAGCAGGGAGCAGGUAAGGAUGAGGUCCUUCGGCAGUGCCGCCGGAGGCUGCGGCAGCGGGAGAUCUGGGAGGGGAGCGAGGGGCUCUUCUGCCUCCAGGCUUGUGGCUGCGUUCGGAGAGAAGUGCAGAACGGAGACGGAGCCGACAAGACCUGCCUUGGGAGCGAGGGGCUGCGUAAUGCUCCCUGCCAGCGCUGUGUGUAGGAGGCAGGAGCCGGGCGGGCUCUGGGGCCAUCUCCUGCCCAGGCCGUGGUAAGAAAUGUUUGCGCUCUAACCUUGUGUGUCUUUUAUCGCCUCUUCAGGCCAGCUUUUCCUGCACGGGUGUUGCAGGGCUUCAAAACCGGGCCCGGGCCCGGGUUGCUGUCCCUGCCAGGAUGGCUGGAGUGCGGUGCACAGCCAGUGUGGAUUAAAACACGGGUUCCUCUUACAUUAGAUCUAGCGGCACGGUUUUUGUUGGUGCUUCAGCCCCAAGCCAGGCACAUGGAGCCAGAGGUCAGGGUCCGGAGCAGGGAGCUGUGUCCAAACCAGCUUCCUGCCGGUGAUUGCCCCUGAGCCCAGGGCUUCCCUGCCCAUGAUCCCAAGUCAUCAGGAGGCUGGCGGCAUGGGGGCAUCCCCGGGGACACCGGCCUGUCUCCUGAAGAGCAGGAGGUUCGGGGGCAGACGGGUGCACAGGGAUGCCUUGAAGCCCAGCUGAUGACUGCUCCUGCUCAGUGCCAGGAUGGACAGGCUGAGGCGGGUGCUGAGCAGGAGGACCGCCAAGGUGGGCUUCGUGCCAGCAGAUCACAGCAGGGGGCCUGGGCAGGAAAAUCUGGGCCCCCCCAGCCAUGAAGAGGAGGGGCCCAUCAAGGCGAGGACGUGGCUGUGCCCCGUGUGCUGGUGUAAGAAAGCAGCAUGUGCCAGCACCAAAGAAGAGCAUUUGCAGCAGCCCACCACCUCCAGGUGCAAGUGGAGGUGGCCCUGGGUGCACCUGGGCAGGCGGGAGCCCGGAGGAGAGGAGCGCCGGGCACAAGAGCCGUGCAGCCUCCUGCCUGGGGCAUGGAGCAGCCUGGAGCCCGGCCCUGCAGUCCCCCGGCAGGAGGCAGCCCCCUGCAGAGACGUGGAGGAGGGCCCAGCCUCCCUGGGGCAGGAGCGAAGCCCGUCCUGCACCAGCCCCAACCCUAGCCUGAGCUGCAGCUCCUCCUUCGCGGACUUGCACGGCUCUCUGGGGUCCGCGAGCCCCCCAGCCCCUGGCGCCAGCCGCACCGCGAGUCCCAGUCCGGCCACAGAGAAGAUGCAGGACGAGGAAAACCAGGAGAGGGAAGAUGAGGGGACCCCGGAGGAAGCUGCGCUCAGUGUCACCCAGCGCCUCCAGGACCGCGGGAAGGAGCUGAUGGAGGAUGUCUCCAGGGAGGAAGAUCUAGCAAAUGCCACCCCAGACAUCAUAGCUGCCUUCUGGUGCCUCAGUGCCCUGGAGAUGUGCCUGGACCCCUUCCUGCAGUCGUGCCUCCUCCGAGCUGCAGCUUGCAAAACUUUCGGGGCCGUAGAGCACGACAACAUCAGCAACCUGAGGAUGCACAUGGGCAACCUGGAGGGCCUGCUGUGGUGCCUGCUGUCCAGCGUCCCCAGUCUGGACAGGCUGAAUUUCUUGUGGGAGCAAUUCACCUUCUGGAUGGAGGCGGUAGCUGCCCAGCACCGAGCCCUGGGCAUGAGGGCAAGCCCCACCCUCAUGUCCUUUGCUGCCCUCCUGCUCCCACAAUUUGAGGUCAGUGAGCCCCGACCCCACUGAUGUGCCUGAGGUGGGGGACAUGGCAGUGCGCCUGGAGCUGUCCAUCGGUGACCCAGUGGAGACCAUUGGCUGCGACGCCAUGGAGAGCUUGUAUUGGCUCACUCGAAUCCUCCUGCACCAGAGGGGCCGAGACAUGCAAGGGGCAGACGAGAUGUUUGGCGAGUGCCAACUGGAGCCGAGCCUGGUCCAGUGCUACAGGGACCUGGCGAGAGUUGGGGAGGUGCUGGGAAAGAUCUUGUCCGAGGAAUAAAAGAGAUCGUUCCUGCAGCGGACCAUUCUGGCAAUUCAUCAUGGGCGGAUGCACAUCAAGAGAGCUGUGCUGGUUUUCCUCUAUGCCAUCCUGGGGGAAACCAGCCUCCUGAUCGGGGACAAGGUCGGCAGGCACCUUGGGUGCAGGGAACUGAGAAAGGGCCCCUCGCCUCUGUGCCACGGCUUGUCUCUCUCCCGCAUUGCAAGGAGCAGAGAGAGGUCAUUAGCCAUGGCAGUGUGAGCUUUAGCACAAGGCAAGGUUGAUUUGCACCAUAUAGACGAACUGAAUCCAUGAGAUAUGUUUAUAAAGCCCAAGAAAACAGUGACCCGCAGGUCACGUCAGCAGAGGCUGAAGCCUGCACCUGUCUAUAAGUUGCAGAUCUCCCCUGACUUGUGAGGACACUGGCCUCCAGGCUAACGGGAAGCCUGCCAAGUGCUUUGGAGAAAACAAUAAAUUCAUCUGCCUGAGCAUGAUGGCACCUCCCUGUCCCACAGGGUGAGGGUCUCCGGCCAAGCCCAUAGAUAAAGAGCCCGUCCCCAUCAGCACAAGCUUCCCCUUCCCAGGCUCAGGUCAGGAUUGCUCAGGGGCUGCACAGGGCCCAGGUCACUACAUGGGCACCAGCGCCAGAGACUCCUAGAAGAGCUGGGCUAAGGGGGACCCCAGGAGGUCAUCUCACCCAGCCUCCUGCUCAGGGCAGGAUCAUGCCCAUCUCAAGAAAGCCGACGUGUUUGUCCCAGCUCAUCCCCCUCGCCUCGAGAACAGCGCUCAGGCACAAGGACCAGGCGUCUCACGCCUGAGACCUCGGACCCUCUAUCAGUUGCCACAGGCAGUGCAGGCAGAGGGGGCACUGGCGCUGUCCCACCACUGCCAGGGCAGGACGCAGGUGCCAAACAGCCCUCAGGAGAGCCAAGGAAGAGGGCCAGGCCCCACUGGAGGGUGAACAGGACCUCCCGUGCACCGUGCGCAGCUGAGCAGGGGGAAGCUUUCCUCCUCGGCCCAGACGUGCCCAUGGGCCUGCCCCUCCGCUGAGGCAGAGAGAGGCUAUAGAAGUUAAGAGUAGCUUUACAAUAAGAGUAACGCUAAGUUUAGAAUAAUAAUAAAGUAAGAUUAAGUUUCUUUUUCUAA